ACUUCAUCUUGGUUAUUUUGACCCUGUAAAUUUCUCAAAUUCAUCUCUCUAUAUCUUGUUGGUGGCCUUUCAUCUACUUCAGCUGUUGAUUGGAAAACGUAUAGAGAAGGAUUUCAUAUCAUUAGUAUUAGGAAUUUUGUCUAACUACUAGUAAAAUUUAAUUAGAGAACGUUUUGAGCAGAAAUUAACGUUCUUUCCUAAGGAACCUAAUGUAUUUUUAAGAAUAUCAACUAUAUAAUUUAUAAUGGGAAUAUGUGCUUCGAAUAUUGGCACAACAACUCUAGAGCCAGCUUCUCCUCAAGAAGAAGGACAGCAAAAUAAGUUUAUAGGGGCUUCACCCUCACGAGUUUCUCUUAAACAACCAGUUGAAAAACAACCUAUAGCUCCACGAACAGAUAAGCAUGAGGCCCUUUCGGGACAGGAUCAGAAACAUAGAGAUUCAAAUGUUGACCCCACGCAGCAAGGUCAAAAUGGAUCAGCAGCAAAACCAAAUGAUGAAAGCUCAAAAGAUCCUUCAAGGAGGACGACAGCAGCCUCAGGAAAUCAACAACCAAAUGGUGAUUUUAAAAUAUCUUUCUCAGAACAAGGGGAUAAAUACAUGAAUGUGCAGAAAUGGUUAAACGAAUGUAUAUUGAAUGACAAAACACCAAAUCCAAUUAUGCCAAUAGGUGGAGUUAUUGUUCACAAUAUGCCAACACCAGAAGAGAUGGCAAAAAUUGGUCAAGUUAACUCGUCGACGCAAGUCUCAACAACAGAGGACAAUACUUUAGCAGGACUUAAAAGGCAUAAGAGUAUGAUGCCCAGCACUAAACAAUAUCAAAUAUCAUAACAUUGAAUUUAUUAAAAAAAGUUUAAAC
Molecule: messenger RNA, 857 nt
Organism: Naegleria gruberi
Lineage: Eukaryota; Heterolobosea; Eutetramitea; Acrasida; Naegleriidae
Exons: 1
Coding region: 245-829 (194 amino acids)
Source: RefSeq, a predicted model, not a curated record